Molecule: messenger RNA, 2112 nt
Organism: Aplosporella prunicola CBS 121167
Lineage: Eukaryota; Fungi; Ascomycota; Dothideomycetes; Botryosphaeriales; Aplosporellaceae
Exons: 3
Source: RefSeq, a predicted model, not a curated record
GACGGAGUCGAGGGUACGCAGCUCGGGAGAGUGUCUCCCAUCAACACACACCAGCACGAUGUCGUCAUCGGCGACAACUUUGGGGGCCAAGAAGAGAGAAAUCUGCGUGAAAAAGUAUAUCCAGUUACUGCUGGUUACAGUCCGGAUGACGCUGCAUCUUCUCCCUUAAUGCCGUCUUUAUACGAUUUUCAGAACGCCCCGCGGGCCCACAACACAGACAAGUCACAGUCAAUCAUACAUCAUGGACAACCAGAUGAUUCCCAGCCCUGGACCACCCCCGAAAUCAAGGGCAUUCGCCCAGCUGCAAUGGCUGGACACACCAACAAGAUGAGAUACUACAAUGACUGGUGGUUUUGGGAGACGUCUGGCGCCAUCCUAAGUAUGCUCUGCAUGAUCAGCGUUAUAAUCAUGCUCCGUCAAGUCAACAACACGCCACUCCACCAAUGGAAUUUUUACUUCCAACCAAACGCUGUCAUCUCCGCUUUCGUUGUGGUCUCAAAGACAGCAAUGCUAUUAGCUGUGGCCGAAAGCCUUAGCCAGUUGAAAUGGCUGUACUUUUUCAAAGGCACCCACAAACUCAAAGACCUGGAAGCAUUCGAAGAGGCAAGCCGAGGCCCAUGGGGCGCUUUUGUGUUUUUGUGGCGCUUGAAAAAAUGGAACCCGCUUGCGCUGGUCGGUUGUGUGGUUAUGAUCGCAGCGCUCGCAAUGGACCCUUUUGCCCAGCAAAUUGUCUCUUUUCCGGUCCGUUAUGAGCGUGACGCGAACGCUACCGCCUCAAUAGCUGUCACUAAUGCUUAUCAACUCGUUGUUUACCGCAAGACUACAUCUUCUGGAGAGAUUUAUGAUGUGAACAUGGUCGGAGCAUUUUACAGUGGCCUUUUCAACAAGAGUGCACCACUUGACUUCCUCUGUCCGUCUGCGAAUUGCACAUGGGACCCGUUUUACACACUUGGAUUGAGUGCUGAGUGUAAAGACGUCAGUAGGAGCACUGAAAUACAACCUAAUAAAUGCUCUGAAGAUGAUAGUAGUGCAAACGACGAUGAACGCUGCACCAGGUUUACUUUGACUACUCCGAGAAACAUCAGCGUUUCAGCCGUUGCGUAUAAGAAGCCACUGGAAUUCAACAGCACGCGUUUUUCUAUAUCUACAAUCUCACCAUCGGCAAGCGAUUGGUCGAGGUCUGGCGUUGUUACGCAAGAAAAUAAUACUAUUGCGUUGGUUGCGCUUGCAUAUCUGCCUUACGACGAACUUCAGGACCGGGCUACAGCAACAAAGAUGUACAAAACCCUUACCAACGUCACGGAAUGCAAAAUCAGAUGGUGUGCAAAACGCUACACGAACAUAGCUGUGCUCAACGGUGCUCUCAACAGCUUCACAGUAGAAGACAUACCCUUCGCCUCGGUAUCAUAUGCACCGCUCGAAUAUUCCAUUCGUGGUACAUUAAAUCCCAACGCCCAUUCGUCCUUCAAGGACAACAUCUUCCACAUUGACACCCGCAAAACAACUGCGCUACAAGACCUCUUCCUCACAUCACUUAAUCUCAACUCUACCUUGGGCGGAGAUGAUAACUGGAGCAACGCGCUUACGCGCCUUUUCUACGAAAGCACCAACACCACCGGGGUAAUCCAAAACAUUGCCGCCAGCUUGACGGACAACUUACGGCACAACGAGAACAACACAACAGCAAAAGGCCACGUAAUCAAGCCCGUUGCAUAUAUAAAAGCACACUGGGUGUGGAUCUCCCUCCCUGUCAUGCUUGUAGUUAUCAGCAUGGGUUUUCUGGGAUAUACAAUUUGGGCAACCACCCAUGCUCGGGCACCACUGUGGAAAUCUGGCCUUCUUCCGCUAUUGUUUCAUACUUUGGAGGGAUGGAAACGUGAAGAGUUAGAAGCCGAGACUAAACCGCUUAUUAAUGAUGCCGCGGAAGAGAUGCACGCAAGGUUGGAGAAGAAUGAGAAUGGGGAAUUGAGGUUUCGGAAGAGUGAACUCUUGUAGAACUUGCGGGAAAUUAUCAAGUUGACUACCCUUUAGUAUUAUUUUAUGCUUACCGGUCACUGUUAUCUCCUUCUCGGGGGUUUAGUUUUGUAUCGUCCGGAAUAUUUUGCCCACCCC